This is a messenger RNA of Corvus hawaiiensis (hawaiian crow), 3410 nucleotides long. RefSeq names its product protein phosphatase 1 regulatory subunit 8 (gene PPP1R8). Lineage: Eukaryota; Metazoa; Chordata; Aves; Passeriformes; Corvidae. Gene Ontology annotation, cellular component: nuclear speck. The record is from RefSeq and is a predicted model, not a curated record. The transcript has 9 exons. Bases 56 to 1291 code for a protein of 411 amino acids. Gene Ontology annotation, molecular function: protein binding; protein serine/threonine phosphatase inhibitor activity; mRNA binding.
CGCCGAUCCCCGCCUCCCAUGGUGCCCCGCGCCGGCUGAAUGGGGCAGAGCCAAGAUGGCGGCGAGCGCGGCCUCGGCGGGCGGUGGGUCCCUGUUCGAGUGCCCGAGCUGCUGUAGAUGGAGCAGCUGGGGAAGUACAGCUUGUGAAAUGCUCAGUCUCAGCGGCUUGCAUGCUAUUGCAGAAGAAUUCGUAAAGAAAUCCCAUCUGGAAGGGAGAACUGUAACACCUGUAGCUGUGAGGGCCUCUUCAGGUACAGCAAAGUUCCUGUCUGGACUCUCUCCUUAUACAUUGGCAGGGAAACCACCACCUGGCUUACACCUGGAUGUAGUCAAAGGAGACAAACUCAUUGAGAAACUCAUCAUUGAUGAGAAGAAAUACUAUCUCUUUGGGAGAAAUCCUGAUCUGUGCGAUUUUACCAUUGACCACCAGUCUUGCUCUCGGGUCCAUGCUGCCUUGGUCUAUCACAAACAUCUCAAGAGGGUUUUCCUCAUUGAUCUGAACAGCACACAUGGCACAUUCUUGGGUCAUAUCCGUUUGGAAGCUCACAAACCCCAACAGAUCCCCAUUGACUCCACGGUUUCAUUUGGAGCCUCCACCCGUGCGUACACUCUGCGAGAGAAGCCGCAGACGCUGCCGUCAGCAGUGAAAGGGGACGAGAAGAUGGGGGGUGAGGAUGAGGAGCUCAAGGGUUUGCUGGGGCUGCCAGAGGAGGAGACAGAACUGGACAAUCUGACAGAGUUUAAUACAGCCCAUAACAAAAGGAUCUCCACACUGACUAUUGAGGAAGGGAACUUGGACAUCCAGAGGCCAAAGCGAAAACGGAAGAACUCCAGAGUGACGUUCAGUGAUGAUGAUGAAAUCAUCAAUCCAGAGGACGUGGACCCAUCUGUGGGGCGGUUCCGGAACAUGGUACAGACAGCAGUGGUCCCUGUUAAGAAGAAGCGCAUGGAGAACGCGGGCUCACUGACCACAGAUGACUCUGCGUCACGGCGCAUGCAGAGCUUCCCCUACAGCGGAGGAUUGUACGGGGGGCUGCCCCCCACCCACAAUGAGGCAGGGUCACAGUCGCAUGGCGUCCACGGGACCGCACUCAUCGGGGGGCUGCCCAUGCCCUACCCCAACCUUGCCCCCGACGUGGACUUGACUCCAGUUGUGCCCUCCACAGUGAACAUGAACCCAGCUCCAAACCCCGCUGUCUUCAACCCUGAAGCUGUGAAUGAACCCAAGAAGAAGAAAUAUGCCAAGGAGGCCUGGCCGGGCAAGAAGCCGACCCCGUCUCUGCUGAUCUGAGGCUGGGUUGAGGGAGGGUGGGAGUUACCGGCUCCAGAAACUUUUCAUGUGCGGUAUCGUCUUUUUAAAAUUUCAGUGUCCUAACCGAUGUAAUACCAAGAUUGGAGGAGUGAAAUAUCCUUUAAAGAUCCGUCUUCAAAUGUUUUUAUAUGUCUGUUAAAAAAAAAAAAAUACAGCUCCCAUCUCCUUUUGAACCAAAACCCCUAUAGCCUUUUCUUAGCCACCACUGUUCCAGAGAUCUUUAUGCUGCAUUUGGAUCCACAAGUGAAAGGGGCAAUCACACAAUUAUCACUUACGGCAUGACCCUGCAGGUCCAUGUGUUUCAGUGCUGGGCUUGCUGUGGUGACACUGUUCGUGCUGGACAUGCUCACAGCAAGGCAGCUCUGUCAGGAGGAGAUGUUUGUGGGGCCAAGCCUUACAAAAUCCCAUUGGUAGGAGUUGUAAAACUUGCAGAAUAUAGGUCAGCUUUUUUUUUUUUUUUAUUUUCAAAACUCCACCAAUGUGGGGCAUUCUCUCUUUUUUUUUUUUUUUUUUUUUUUUUUUUAAUAAUGUUUGGCUACUAAUUAGCUUGUUUUAAUUUCCACAUAAAACACUAGAGCAUCCCAUGAGUCAUGAGUUGAGAUGGAUAAGCAACAGGUGGGUUCCUUAGCUUUGUUCCAGUGCUGCAGGAUGGGGUCUGUGGGAUGGAUACAGAGUGCACGGAUGGAGGGUCAGAGCGUCCAAAAGGAACAGGCACUGUCUGCACUGUGCCAUGAUGACUCCCCUGGAUAACUCAGGGUGAAGUUAACACAGUGGAGUUUCUUUUAGACUCGGUAGCCCCUGUAACUUAAAUAGUUUCAUUUUUAUUUGCAAACGGAACUUGUAAGCUUAGAGUAUAUGAGAUUCAACAAGACAAAAAGCUGAGAGGACUGGCAUGUUCCCCACACAAAUAUUUUGGCUGCUGGGAACAGCAGGUGAGAAUCGAGUGCUACUGAGCGCCAGAAUAGGAAUUCCCAGUGGACUUGGGUUGUUGCUCAAGCCCUUUAGUUCCUUGGUUUUAGAUAUGAAAAUGAUUCACAUAUUCAGACACUGUGGCUGUACUUUACAUAAGGUAAGGCCAGAGCUCUAUUAUUCUAAACUUCAGUCUGGAUUUUUGUACACUCUCUAAUGCAGUUCAGCUACAAGUCACAUUCCUUUGCUGUUUGCGGGAUCCAGGAAACAUGCACCAAAAUGAGAGCAUGUACGUGGCUGUUCACUGUGUGCAGGACUGCAGCUACCUGGGGAAGUAGUGGCAGGUUGCUGGGGCAGGGCUGUGUUCCAGUGAGCUGGGGUACUGGAUGGUGCUGGAUCAGCGCUCUGUUCCUGUGAGCUGGGGCGCUGGAUGCACCAGACCUGUUUCGGACAGGUGCUCCAAAAUUUGUGUGAGGUCUGCUCCGCAGUGAUUGCUUCUGUCAUGUCCCUGAGGUGCCAGCCAGCAGCUGCCCAGCUCACAAGAGCCGUGGCUUUGGAGACUGCUCUGUUCCCUCCCCACACCAUCACAUCUACUAGCUCAGACUAUUCCUUGCGUAGAUUCAGCACCUGCUCCAUGAUCCAGCUGCACUGCUCUGUGUUUAAGUUGCCAUUGAUGAUUCAGCUGUUGGGCAUUUGUUCUGCCUCCCAGUGCUCCUACAAUAACUCAAAAUCUUCCUCUCCUUAGUCUGGCCUGUAGGAUUUUCAUUUCCCAGCCAGUUGCUUUCUGAAGGCAACUCUUUAGGGUAAGACUAGUCGGGACAAACAAAAGUUGAGCAGGUUUUCUUCUUUUUGUUUUGGGGCUUUUUUGUUUUAUUUUGGGGAAAGGGGGUUGGGUUUGGGGUUGGUUUUUUGGGGUUUUUUUUGCAAGUGGCUCUUCGCAAGAUUUUUCUUGACAAGGGAAACUUCACUGCUCGUUUUUUAAAGCUCUUCUCCUCCCUGACUCUGAACCAGCUCUUACUAUUUCAGAGUUUACAGGCCACAGCUGGCCAGGAGGGGACAGGAACAUCGAGGGGCUUUGUACAGACAUUUGUACACUUGUGUAAUAUGUAAUAGCCUUUUCACACUUCUGUUGAGCUUUUUACCUGUAACCUUUACUAUGUUGUAAAUUAAAUGCAGAUUUUGCCAGGUU